Messenger RNA from Rhagoletis zephyria (snowberry fruit fly), 2595 nucleotides. It is a transcript of the gene PIP4K, whose product is annotated as phosphatidylinositol 5-phosphate 4-kinase. Gene Ontology annotation, molecular function: 1-phosphatidylinositol-4-phosphate 5-kinase activity; 1-phosphatidylinositol-5-phosphate 4-kinase activity. NCBI's taxonomy places the organism in Eukaryota, Metazoa, Arthropoda, Insecta, Diptera, Tephritidae. Gene Ontology annotation, biological process: phosphatidylinositol phosphate biosynthetic process. Gene Ontology annotation, cellular component: plasma membrane. The record is from RefSeq and is a predicted model, not a curated record.
ACUACAGCAAAAUUGCAGCAGUUUUGUUAGCCGGUCGUACAUAAUAAAGCGACAAUUAAUUAUUUCUUAAGGUACACAUCGCUGCAUCUAACACAUCGCAUACAAGCAUUUAAACAUGGAACAAGUCAGACACGCGGUACUAAGAAUGCGCGACUUCACAACUAAUUAUCGCGCGACUAAUAAAAAUAUUUAGUUGAAGUGAGGUGACAAGUGAACAAUGUUUUAUGAAAACUCAUUUGUGGGCACAUUUCUGAUAUGUAUAUGUACUCUCAAUUGUACACAGUCUGUUUCAGUACUCCAGGAUUUAGUCUGAAAUAGUCAGCCAGUUAUUACUGAAGAUAUUAUAAAUGUGUGAGCGGAAACGACUUUUGACGAAAUCCUGCACCACUAGAACAAACCAAAACCACUGGUUAAGGUUUUUAAAUUCAAUAUACGCACAAUAAGUACAGCACUACUGCAGUCUAAGGAAUAUACUAAAUAGGCUUAAUUUUUUACAAAGAAAAUUUUCAAAUUGUCACUCAUGUUCAGAAGGACGUAGACGGUGUAAACUUAUUUGAGAAAUCGCCAACCUCAGUAUUUUGAUAGUAUGGACAAGAAAAUGUCGACAUCUUCGCAGCCACGCAUAUUAAAAAAGAAACAUUUUCGUGUAAAACAUCAAAAAGUGAAGCUCUUUAGAGCAAAUGAACCGAUUUUGAGUGUUUUCAUGUGGGGCAUUAAUCACACGAUAAAUGAACUAAGUCAUGUUAAUAUUCCUGUGAUGCUUUUGCCUGAUGACUUCCGUGCAUAUUCAAAAAUUAAAGUCGAUAAUCAUCUUUUUAAUAAGGAAAAUAUGCCGUCACACUUUAAAGUAAAAGAAUACUGUCCUUUAGUAUUUCGAAAUUUGCGUGAAAGAUUUAGUGUUGAUGAUGUCGACUAUCGCGAAUCCUUAACUCGUUCGCAGCCAGUACGCAUUGAAUCAUCAGGAAAAUCGGGUGCACAAUUCUACCAAAGCUAUGAUAAAUUUUUCAUAAUUAAGAGCUUGACGUCGGAGGAAAUCGAGCGUAUGCAUGCGUUCUUAAAGCAAUAUCAUCCCUAUGUCGUGGAAAAGCAUGGCAAAACUCUCCUACCGCAAUAUUUGGGUAUGUACAGGAUAACUGUAGAGAGCGGACAAUAUUAUUUCGUGGUCAUGCGCAAUGUAUUCAGCUCACAUUUAACAAUUCACAAGAAAUUUGAUUUAAAAGGCAGUACGGUCGACCGCGAGGCUUCUGAAAAAGAGUUAGAAAAGCAUUUACCCACAUAUAAAGACAAUGAUUUUAUGAAGCAAAAAGUCAGAAUUGAAAUUGGGGAAGAAGCAAAAAAGAAGUUGUUGGACACGUUAUCAAGUGAUGUUGAUCUCUUAACAAAGUUACACAUAAUGGACUAUUCGCUCUUAGUCGGCAUACAUGACUGCGUUCGUGCUGAAGAAGAAGCAUUACAGGGAGAAAACUCCCAAGUGACUGGUCGUAGUGAAAACAGUGAGAGCGAGGAAUGUGAUAGCGGAGAAAGAUGGACUUACAAUACACCGCCAGAUUCGCCGCGUGGCGCACAAUACAAAGAAGUUGUCUACGAAGUUGACAUCUAUGCCAUUCCAAGUACUGAAGAAAGACGAGAAAUAUAUUUUAUUGCCAUUAUAGAUGUUUUAACGCAAUAUGGCGUAAAAAAGCAGGCCGCCAAGGCAGCUAAAACUGUGAAGUACGGAAGUAACGUCGAUGGUAUUUCUACAUGUGAUCCCGAUCAAUAUGCUAAAAGAUUUCUAGAUUUUAUGGAUAAAGCAAUCGAGUAAUUUCAUUAUCACGUUUUGUGUGUAUGCAGAAUCGCAUUUUUCGAUGAUCAUCUAAACAAUUAAGUGAAUUGAAAUAAAUUGUCAAUGGCUAUUAGUCGUCAUCCUAUGUAUGUAUGUCUAUAUACACCGUGCGAAUUAUAUAGUUACAUGCUUGCACCAUUUAAAUUGCGCUUUCUGAAAGUCCACUUAAAAAAAGAAUAUUUAUAUAUAUUUUAAUAUUAAUGCAGUGAUUUACAACUGCAGUGUUUUUUAUGCAAAGAAAAUAGAAUUACCACAUAGUAGUGGAAACAUUUAUCAUGGACUUAACAAGAGUAGGGUGCGGAAAUUAGUUGAAAAAUUAAGUAAACUAGUUAAUUUGUUUGAGAUACUACAUUAUUUUCUCGUGCUUUUGCUUUAAAAAUAGUGAAUACAUUCCAAAGGAUUUGGCGAACUGUAAGGUCUCAACCUGUAGCUAAAGGUAAAUUCAAAUACACUCCGUAACAGGAGGCUGAGGAUACCUUUGAAUAUUACUUCUAUUAUCAUAUAUUUAUAAAAAAGGAGUCGCCUCAUAUAUGUAUUGAGAAAAGCUUUUCACGUUUUAUGCCAUGUUACUUUUGAGUUCAAAUUUCAUCGUAAUUUUUCAUAUACUAACUUUUUUUUUACGUAAAUAUUUAUUACUUCGAUAAUAUAGGAUAUACUUAACAGCGAGAUAUUAAAUUCGCAUCUAAAACUAUAUUCGUAUUGUAAAUGAAAUUUUGUAAUGGAAAAUUUUGUUAACGUUGAAAAAAAAGUUUUACAAUAGAUGCUUUCCAUUU